GGCAGAUGCUUCAAAGGGACUUAGUGUAAGUUGCUUUAAAGUGUCUGCCAAACGCACAGAUGUGAAGUAAAGUUGCUGAAAUGACUGUGACCUGUUACUUCUGCUUGUAAAUAUGUACUUGUUUCUGUAUCUAACACCUAAGAGAACUGUAAGUUGACUCCUUUUUUUUAUCUUCCACACCCUUUAGACAGGCAAAUGUGUACCUGAGUUACCUGUAUGGCAUUGUCAAAGUGAAAGUAUUUUAUAUACGGAAGUAAAGAAGAAAAAACAACUAGCAUUGCAAGUGUUCACCUUCCCCAGGCUUGGACAUUUACGUCAUCUGUCUUCAGUGAUUAAAGGCAUUUCAAUGUUCAAUGAAGCAGCUGGACAAAAUAAAGAGCAUGUUGUAAAAUCAUCUUUGAGCAGCUUAGCUGUGAUCAUGGCUACUAGAUUCUCAGCCUCGAAGCUCAGAAUUGUGAUCCUAGGAAACUCGGGAGAUGAUACGAAUAAAGUUCUAAAAUCAAUCCUAAACUGUGAGAAUCUGUCAGGACAGAAAAAUGGUCUGUGUAAUAUACAUAAAAGCGAACAAGCAGGAAGGAGGAUCAGAGUUGUUGAAGCACCAGGAUGGGACAGAACCUCAAUACAACCAUCAGCAGAGAACAUAAAAGAAGAAGUUGAAAGAAGCGUGUCACUUUGUCCUCCUGGACCUCAUGCUCUGCUUCUGGUCAUUCCUGUGAAGAUCUCUGAAGAACCUUCCACAAAUGAAAUUACAGCGGCACAGACGCACAUGGAGUUGCUGUCAGAGCGCGUCUGGAAACACACUAUCCUGCUGUUUGCUUGUGAUGAAGGAGUGGGAGAUUGUGCCAUCAAAGCUCACUUCCAGAAAGCAAAGAACAUCCUGGACAAUUGCAAAGGCCGAAGCUACGUUCUUGAGAGCCACGCUAAGAUCAGUGAACUCUUUACCAAGAUAGAAGACCUGGUGGAGGAGAACCGUGGUGAGGUCUUCAUACCACAACCUUACUAUGAACUGAUUCAGAGCAAGACACGAGAAGCGUCUGGUGAGAGUGAGCUCAGACAGAGACGUGGAAGUUUGGACAAUCCUCCUAACUUAAGUAAAACAGAUUCAGAGGAGAGGAAAGAAACAGUAGAGGCUCCCAAGCAUAAGAAUUCAGAAGACAUCAACAUUCCACAGAUCUAUACAUGGAUGGGUAUUGUUGGAGCACUUCUUGGCUCAGUUGCUGGUGCCGAACAUGGAGUAGUAGGAGCUUGCAUUGGAAUAGUCUGUGGUGCCAUUGUGUUUUUUUUACUCGCAGUUCUGACUAUUUACAUUUACAUUCGUUUUUAUCAAUCUACACGUAAUACUCAGUAGCACAUGUGCAAUUCUGUAAGAAUGAGCCUUUAGCCACAGAAAUACUGCAAAGUCCCAAAGACGGUCAGAGUACAGAGAUAUGAACAAUUGUGAAUAGAGACAAUUCAGAAUAGAGUAGUUUUUAGGAAAUGUCCCUUGUACAGAUAAUCUCUUGAAAAUUGUGAGGGAGCUGUUUAAGACCAGUUUUGAAGAUUAUUCCAUUAUCGAGCGAAAUUGAGUGUCUUGAGACAAUGGUUGACAAUGUACAAAAGAUGUGUAUAGACACUAAUUAUUCAUCAUUAUGGAUAUAUUUGUGCAUUACUUUAUAUCAGCAUUAAGUUCAUCUUAAAAGGGAUGAACUGCACAGCAAAAUCCAGAGUUAAAUCAACUCUGCUCAGAGUUUCUUCAGUGUUAUUUUAACACUAUUUAGAGAAGGACCAUAUGUACUCUGAGCAGAUCUGAUUUAACUCUGGAGAUUUUACUGUGUGGAUGCCUCUUUAGUUCUGACAUCGUUUUAGGGUCAUACCACAUUUAUAUGUAUAUAUAUAUAUAUUUUUUUUAAGAUGAAGAUCUAAAGAAAAGCAGAUGUUUGCUCCAUUUUGUUGCUUAUUGUGUUGAUGGAUUUGCCUGAGCUAUUGUUUUAAAAAGAGGAACUGGAUCAUAUUUAUGAACAUCUAAAUGUUGUGUUCUUUGUCUGUUAAUGGUCUUGGACAUUAUAAGUGAUGUGUAGCUGAAGACAUUAGCAUGUUUAAAUGACUACACACAUCACCUGUAUAUACAAUAUGUAAAUAAAAACUUCUUUGGGAUGUUA
Molecule: messenger RNA, 2138 nt
Organism: Megalobrama amblycephala (Wuchang bream)
Lineage: Eukaryota; Metazoa; Chordata; Actinopteri; Cypriniformes; Xenocyprididae
Product: GTPase IMAP family member 2-like
Exons: 5
Coding region: 347-1348 (333 amino acids)
Molecular function (GO): GTP binding
Source: RefSeq, a predicted model, not a curated record